UAAUUGCAAGCCAACUUCAAGAUCCCCACGGCCAUUCUGAUCAUGCUCACGGUGAGAUGCUUCUCAUCAAUCUGUUCAAUCUGUUUGUCAUGCAGACUUAAGCUAGCCCCUCAAGUGCGCAGCGUCCACCCUGCGGCAAGGGCCCAUGUUCUACAACCUUCAAGAAACACUUGUGCGAGCGCCUUAACACGCAGUAUAUGCACUUUCUCGCAGCGGAGAGCCUUUUCCACAACAGGAAACCGGUACAAUGGAAAUCGAGAGACUGCGGCCAAGACGUUAGAGCUCCCGAAACGCCUCGAUACUCGUCCCAUCCAGCCUACAAACAUUGAAGAAUCGGUUCGAAGGGCAAGGCAAUUGUUCGGCGAUGCGCUACCUCGAGGGUAUCUGGAUGAUACUGAAUAUACUGUAUAUGAGAGGCUGUAUGGCACGCCUAUUUUUGUAGACAAAGCAGAAGACUUGGAGGAAUUUAGCAUUCAAGAAGAGAAGGUGUUUGAGGCGGAGCUACCUGACGGAUCGCCCGUGUUGCUGAGACAAGGUGAAGAUGGAGAGCUCGAGGAAGUGGAGAUGGCCGAAGAGCCAGAAGAAGCGCUUGAAAAGAAAACAGACCUAGAUGCAGAGCCUAAAGAGGCGGACACAAUGACAGAGACUAAAUGGGAAGAAGUACGAGAGGAGAGGGCGGAAAUUUAUCAUCAGGAGGUCUACGAGAGGAGCAGUGCUCUGCAUGAGAGGGACUACGAGGACGCAGAAGACGCCGAAGAUGAGGACUUCAUGAGGGCUCAUCCCUUAACAAUUGCAGGCCGGUUCGCCCCGUCGCCCUCAACCGUAUUCCUGCCCAAAGAAUGCUUUGUCGAUCCUGUAACAGAACUUUUAACCCGAACAAACCACAAACACUUAGCUGAAUCCGCGCGUCGGAUAUUUGGCGGCGAAGGCUUACCUCACUCGGCAACAACCGCAGCGGCACACUUGGGGAAGGAACAGAAGCCAAUUCCCCUUGAUCCUUCACAAGCAGAAUGGGGAAAUAUUGAAGGGGAUGUUUAUAUGGCUGCUGUAAUGGCUGGGACAUAUUCCACUGUGACGAGUACACUGGUGGAGGUGCGACGUCGACUUGGUACGCCAUGGAUGGAGCGUUUACUAGAAAAGAAAGGAGGUCCCAUGAUACUUGAUGCCGGAUCAGGCGGAGCGGGAGUUAUAGCGUGGCAUGAGGUCCUUAGGGCAGAAUGGCACCGAAUGCACGAGGAUAGUGGUGCGACUUCCCAUGGCUCUGUCCCUUUGGGCAAAGCAACAGUUCUAACCGGGUCUGACGCUCUACGACAUCGUUCCAGCCGACUUCUAGAAAACACCACCUUCAUACCACGGCUACCGGAUCUAGUUCAAGCUGGAGAGGAACUGAAUCCCCAGCAGCCACGUAAACUUUACGAUGUUAUCAUCGCGCCUCAUACUCUGUGGCCAAUAAAGCAGGAAUAUCUGCGCAAAGAGCAAGUCGACAAAUACUGGUCACUUUUGAAUCCAAAAGGGGGAGUGUUAAUACUUCUUGAGAAGGGGUUGCCCCGUGGGUUCGAAGUCAUCGCUGCCGCACGCGAGCAUCUCCUAGAUAAGCACAUAUCAUCGCCGGACUCGACUGAGGUUGAGAUUCCCAUCGAGAAGCAGACCACAGACAAUGGCGAUGAUACAAGAUUCGUCACAAAGGACACGGGUAUGAUCAUCGCCCCCUGCACGAACCACAGCAAAUGCCCUAUGUACCUCACGCCUGGUAUUAGUACAGGGAGAAAGGAUUUGUGUUUCUUUAGCCAGCGAUAUAUUCGCCCACCUUACCUCCAGAGGAUUCUUAAUGCAACAGAUCGCAACCACGAGGAUGUCCAGUUCAGCUACCUUGCCGUACAACGCGGCCGGGACCAACGGAAUCCGCUUCACGACCCUCUUGGCCAGGGUGUUGUCCAGGAUGAGGAAGUUACGAAAGAGGCCUUCGGAGGACACGAGUGGAACUCAGAAGACGAGCUCCGAACUCCUGCCGAUGUUAAUCCUCUUACCCUCCCUCGUAUGAUACUCCCCGCUUUAAAGCGUAGAGGCCAUAUACUUCUAGACGUCUGCACGCCGGCUGGCAAGCUCGAGCGAUGGACAGUGCCUCGCAGCUUUAGCAAGCAAGCUUUCCGCGACGCUCGAAAGGCUCGUUGGGGAGACUUGUGGGCAUUGGGCGCGAAGACCAGGAUUCCGAAGAAUAUCAGGCUAGGCAAGCCUCGAGAUCAGAUCGAUAAGAAGGGGAGGAGGAUCAAGGUACCGAAUAAGCAAAUUAUCGAGGUUGACAUUGGUGAUAGUGGUUUUGCGGGCAUGCGGGCUAAGACCGAUGGGCGAUAUAGCCAAGAUAGGAAGAUCAGAGGAAGUAGAGGUAGAAAAGGAAGGAAGCAGAAACCCUCGGAUAUUUUGGAUGAAUGA
This is a messenger RNA of Lindgomyces ingoldianus, 2430 nucleotides long. RefSeq lists its product as uncharacterized. Gene Ontology annotation, biological process: translation. The record is from RefSeq and is a predicted model, not a curated record. The coding region runs from base 43 to 2430 and encodes 795 amino acids. Gene Ontology annotation, cellular component: mitochondrial small ribosomal subunit. Gene Ontology annotation, molecular function: structural constituent of ribosome; methyltransferase activity. NCBI's taxonomy places the organism in Eukaryota, Fungi, Ascomycota, Dothideomycetes, Pleosporales, Lindgomycetaceae. The transcript has a single exon.